This is a messenger RNA of Ctenocephalides felis (cat flea), 525 nucleotides long. RefSeq lists its product as uncharacterized. NCBI's taxonomy places the organism in Eukaryota, Metazoa, Arthropoda, Insecta, Siphonaptera, Pulicidae. Bases 1 to 525 code for a protein of 174 amino acids. The transcript is spliced from 5 exons. The record is from RefSeq and is a predicted model, not a curated record.
AUGGCUUGUACUAUUGGUGUCAUUGUUCAGAUAUCGAAAUGCAUAACGAAGCUGAUUCGGCCACCAAUAGUCAGUCACAGUUACUUCGAUCGUAACGAUAGUCUCUACUAUCCGGCUGUCACUUUAUGUCGGGAUCCUCCAUACAAAAUGGAUGUGAUGGAGAAAUAUGGAUUGGGACCUACGGCAACCAUGACAUCAGAAUGGAAAAACUUUCCAUUCGAUUCUGCAAAUUUGAGUACAUUUUGGACGGAAGCUACAUAUGAUGUUUCUGAUUAUUUUACUCCUACAAUUGGUGGAUUUAAUGGUUCUGUUGAUAAUAUGGAAUUCAAAUCAGGUAUGUUUCUCCAGAACGGCCAAUGUCAUACAAUUAUUCCCAAGAUGCCAGUUCUAGAAACUGGUCGUUUCUCAGGAUACUCGUUUAUUUUAAAACAUGAUAUGAGACAUCUGUCAGAAACUCCAAGCAGAUUGCCACCAGGUUGGCAUGUUCAUAUACAUGAACCGAGUGAUCCAUUUUCAGAAUCAUGA